UUAAGUGAAUUGUUUUUAGGGAGCAAUUUUCUAUAAUGUUAAAACUUUAAUUUAAUAAUCUAUUUAAUUUUGAUAGACACUUAUCUUUUUUACUUUGUUUUAGAAUGGAGUUACAUCACAGUCAAAACCAAACAAACCAGUAUGACGUAGAGAGCAACAAUGCACCUUGGUAUGGCUCAAAAACGAGUUGUGCGAGCCAAAGUAACGGAGUGAUGUUUCAGUCAACAGAUCUCAUUUUAAAUCCUUCAGAAACUAAGAAAAAAAACUCUACAUCUGGAGCAGAAGGAAAAGGCGGUGGAGGACAUGGUCAUGGAAUUCCAGUGGAACAUCCAACUUCCUAUUUGGAAACUUUAAUGCACUUGUUUAAAGGAAAUGUUGGAUCAGGCAUAUUCGCUAUGGGUGACGCAAUUAAGAAUGCUGGUAUUAUAUUCGGACCCAUAGUUGUACUCUUUCUUGGAAUUAUCUGCGUUCAUUGUCAACAUAUGUUGUUAAACGCUGCUAGAGUUUUACAAGAGAAGCAUCAAGUUAAGCAGUCCCCGGAUUUCGCGGAAACAGUUGAAUUAUGCUUUGAAAAAGGUCCACCUAAGUUGGCCAGACUCUCUGUCUUUGCAAGAAAAUUAGUAAAUACUUUCUUGUGCGUUACACAACUUGGAUUUUGCUGUGUAUAUUUUGUAUUUAUUUCUGAUAAUAUCAAACAGGUAUUGCAUAGCCAUGGUUAUGAAGUAGACGUACAUGUACUUAUGGCUAUAAUCCUAAUACCCAUUUUGUUACCAUGUCUAGUCCGAAAUUUAAAGUACUUAGCUCCAUUUUCUACACUAGCUAAUAUUUUAAUGAUACUAGGAAUAAUUAUUGUUUUAUACCAUGCAAUCUCCGAUGGACUCCCCUCUAUUACACAGAGGAUUUAUGUAGCGAAUCCUAAAACAAUGCCAUUAUUUUUUGGAACUGCCGUUUUCGCUUUUGAAGGAAUAGGAUUGUGUAUGUCCCACAACAAUACGAAAUUAAUUCAGACGGCGAAAAAGACAGGCAAACCGUAUAGCGUGACUGAUAUGACUAAUGAAAAAUUUUACAAUCUGAAAUUACUUUAUGAAGAGUGGGGUAACAAUUUUAAUGUCAAUGAGGAAAAAGACAAAAUCAAAUGGCAUGACAUUAAAGCAUUUCGUGUUGAAAACGAACAUCCAUUUACUUUCUUUUAUAAAAACUCUUACGAAGAUGAAGAUUACCAAAAAGUUUUCGUACGUAGCUUACAACGAACUGAAAACCAGAUUUCGUUAUUUGCUAAUGGUUUGACACGAGAGUACUCGUACACAAGCAAGAUACCUUUAACUGAAAAUAAGAAAAGGAACUUAAAGGAAUUGCGUGACAAAAUGUUUUACCCAGAAGUUACCGUGAAACUUACUAUAAGGAUUUGA
Diabrotica balteata is the source of this 1409-nucleotide messenger RNA. Lineage: Eukaryota; Metazoa; Arthropoda; Insecta; Coleoptera; Chrysomelidae. The record is from the annotation of a GenBank genome assembly.